Messenger RNA from Suillus subaureus, 1167 nucleotides. RefSeq lists its product as uncharacterized. The record is from RefSeq and is a predicted model, not a curated record. Lineage: Eukaryota; Fungi; Basidiomycota; Agaricomycetes; Boletales; Suillaceae. The transcript is spliced from 5 exons. The coding region runs from base 1 to 1167 and encodes 388 amino acids.
AUGUGGAUCAGAUUAGGGGUAUUACAUAUAAGUACUGGUUCUCGUUUGUUCUUCCUUUCCUCAGUCCGUUACACGCGACUGAGGCUGUGCGGCAUACCGAUGAUGGUGCCAUUUGAGGAACGGCUUGCAAACCUAAGCUUGGCAGAUAUGGAGCGCACAUCAGACACAACCCUCGAAGACAAAGAUUUGAGUAGACAAGAGGGACAAGGAUGCCAGCAACCUGUCGAGGGUAUUCAAGCACCCUUUGCUCAUAGGAGCGGCUACAGUUUUGAGAAGACAGUGUCGCACGUAUCCAUGCGGUGGCGAACUAUAGUCAUCUCUAAUCCGUCACUAUGGACGUACAUCUCUGUGUGCCCAGAGGAAACUCCAUCAUUCCUUCUAACGCGCAUUCAUCGUUCUUUCACCAACGUUGUACCACAGUUGUUACUUGUUCAGCUGAACAUUAUUCUCCGUUAUGCAAGUCGGUGGCGCUCACUCACUCUUCGAUUUGGACUGGCGGAAUCGAUGUUCGCUUUUGUUUUUCUCUACUUUACGCGUUACGGAACAUAUCUUCCAUCCCUCGAAUCUGUGAGGCUAUAUGGUUCAAAGAUGCAAGUCAAGCCAUGGUCACGGGCCCUCUUUUUCGACGAGCCUUGCACUCCAAGGCUCUCUACCCUCGAGGUUGCCAAUAUGAAGAUACUUUCUGGCAUAAACUCCUGCAACUCGACAAUCACCACCCUAGUCCUCACAAACGACAUACCAUCGGAGAUUAUGAUUACGACUUUUAACGAUUUCACGCGUGUUUUCGCCUCAUUUCCAUUUCUCGCCUCAUUGGUAACCUACGGUCUCGUGGUCGACAUUUCUUCGCAUCAGUCGUUCACUGACGAUCACCAGUACCCCUCCCUCCGCACCCUAAGCAUCCAUCGCAUCGAUGGCGCGCGUUUCUCCUCGUUGAUCGCCACUCUUGCAUUAAUUUUUCCUGGCAUUACACACCUCAAUUUGACAGGGCCCCGGGCUGCCUCCUCGUUACUUGAGGCUGUACGACAAGUAUCUGCAGAUCAAAUAUGGCCAGGCCUCCAGAAACUCGUGCUAAAUACUUUUAUUGGCUAUGAAUGGUCACAAAUCAAUCAUUACCUUGAAACACAUGGUAGUGGUGAUGAUGGCGAUGGCGAAGAUAGGACGCAAUAA